This is a messenger RNA of Carassius auratus (goldfish), 1355 nucleotides long. RefSeq names its product neuroligin-1. NCBI's taxonomy places the organism in Eukaryota, Metazoa, Chordata, Actinopteri, Cypriniformes, Cyprinidae. The record is from RefSeq and is a predicted model, not a curated record.
AAGAGUUUCAAUACUGUGUCUUAAGUACUGCUUUAUUAUAUAAUCACUUCAGCCUUUGAGUGUAUUGGAGAAGUAUUUGAUUUGCCGUUGGCCGAGACACGGCUUAACUGUCUCAAUGGGUCUGUGUGAUAGAUGCUGUGUCAUGCCGGUGAGCUGUGAUCCUAGAACAUUCUGCUUGAUCGCAGGCACACAAGAUCACAGACGCCAAUAAAGCACCAUUUUCCUCUGCCUCACCACUAAUUUUUAUUUUAUUUUAUUUCCAACAGGAUAUAGACCAACCACUACACCAGGCUUGAUUUAUCUGUGGACAACCUGCUGUAAAUGCCUCCCCCACCCCUGACACCCGCACGUAGCCAAGAUGGAAAGCUACGUUGUCAAUAGAAUGGGACCUGACGAAUAGCUGCUUCUUGAUGAAGAUGUUGCUUGGAUACGUGUUUAAGUCCAUGUGGGAAUACUUGCCACGCAAAGAGGCUUUGAGAUUUUUGACAGCUUCACUCUCGAAACGUCUGGCAUCUUGGGUUUGAUCCUUUCUUUCGUGCAGGUGGAUAUAAACUAGUAGCGGGACUAGAGUGAAGAGGAUUGAACAUGCCCUUUCAACAACCAAACCGCCUGGGCGGCAUCUGGCGGUCCAUGUGUCCGCGGCUAGGCCUCAGCGCUAGCCUGGAUCUCCCAUUCUUGUGUUGGAUAUUAGGCGUGACCCUGCACGCCCAGCUGGCUGCCUCGCAAAAACUAGACGAAACGGACCCCGUUGUCACUACAACUUAUGGCAAACUGCGGGGAUUCAAAAAAGAACUCAACAAUGAGAUCCUUGGGCCCGUCAUCCAGUUCCUGGGUGUCCCCUAUGCAGCACCUCCAACAGGCGAAAGGCGCUUCCAGCCGCCCGAGCCACCUAUUUCAUGGUCAGAUAUUCGUAACGCAACUCAGUUUAGCCCCGUUUGUCCCCAAACCCUGCUGGAGGGCAGGCUACCGGACGUUAUGCUGCCGGUUUGGUUCACCAAUGGCAUUGAAGUUGUGUCAUCCUACGUACAGGACCAGAGCGAAGACUGCUUAUUCUUAAACAUAUACGUGCCAACGGAGGAUGUAAAAAGAAUAUCCAAGGAAUGUGCCAGAAAACCCGGCAAGAAAAUUUGUAGAAAAGGAGGUCCUCUUUCAAAGAAACAGAAUGAUGAUUUAGCUGAUAAUGACGGUGCUGAGGAUGAAGACAUUCGUGAAAGCGGGAGCCCCCAAACCUGUGAUGGUUUUCAUACAUGGAGGAUCGUACAUGGAAGGAACAGCAAAUAUGUUCGAUGGAAGCAUCUUGGCCAGUUACGGCAACGUCAUUGUCAUAACCGUGAACUAUCGGCUUGGUGUGCUCG